Arachis stenosperma is the source of this 4681-nucleotide messenger RNA. Its product is annotated as putative pentatricopeptide repeat-containing protein At2g01510. Gene Ontology annotation, biological process: RNA modification. Gene Ontology annotation, molecular function: zinc ion binding; protein binding; RNA binding. The transcript has 7 exons. The coding region runs from base 667 to 3114 and encodes 815 amino acids. NCBI's taxonomy places the organism in Eukaryota, Viridiplantae, Streptophyta, Magnoliopsida, Fabales, Fabaceae. The record is from RefSeq and is a predicted model, not a curated record.
UACAAAUCCUACCACCAAACCCUAUCACAGGCUCAGAGUUGCAGCCACCUUCAAACCUCAGAACGCCACCACUAUCGCCGCCGGCGGUGACAGCCAGAAGUUGCCGUCGUCGCCCCUCGAAGGUCUGCUCGGCUCUCUUCUCUUGGAUACGCUUCUCCUCGACGUCGCUAGAAGGUCGAUUCGGAGCUGUUGGCGUCGCCGUCUCUGUCUUCGUCGUCAAGCCAGUCUCCGUCGUCGUCGUCGUUGUCGUCGUCGUCGUCGGCCCUGAACUCGUCUUCUCUGUCCUCUUCGUGAAGCCUCUGUCUUCGAGCCCCCUCUCUCUUCCUCUCUCUGUGUCCGAGCUCACUUCCCUUCCUUCCUCGCCGUCACUUCCCUUCCUCUCUCGCCGCUGAUGGCGAGAUAUUGAUAAUACAAAGUAACGCACAGAGGAAUCAAUGCAGUUAUAAAGGUGAAAAUCUGUUCUUCACUUAAUGCUUUUGGUCUAUAAGCUUCCUACAGACAGCAGAAAUUCAAUUAUUGGAACAAUUUUAUCAACAAUUGGGGUAUGUUGAGGAAUUUGCUAAAAGGGAAUUUUGGGGGGGUACAUUUGAAAUUAUUUAUGGGUGGGUCAUUAAAUGACUCCUGACCCUUAGUAGUUUGAGUUGUUUCUUUUCUUCCUGUAAUGACAUGAAAGCAUGUACCAAGAAAAUCUCAUGCCGAAGCUUUACCAAAUUGACACAUCCAAAACCGCACCUUCAUGUCCGAACCCCCAUAGAUGCUUCCAUCAUCAAGACAGGCUUCAUGCCCCAAACAUGCCGUUUCAAUUUCCUGAUCAGGGCCUGUGUUCAACGGGGCGAAUUGCGCCGUGCUCGGAAACUGUUCGACGGAAUGCCUCACAGAAACACCUUCUCUGCUAACAUGAUGAUCAUGGGUUACAUACAAUCUGGCGAUCUUGCCACUGCAACUAACUUGUUUGAUGGCAUGGAUGAUCGCAAUGCUGUUUCCUGGACAAUGCUGAUUGGCGGCUAUGCUCAGAACAAUAGGUUUCGUGAAGCCUUUGGUCUUUUUGUUGAGAUGUGUAGGCAUGGAGUUGAACCAGAUUAUGUUACAUUUUCCACUCUCUUAUCUGGGUUCACUGAGUUCGAUUCUGUCAAUGAAGUAACCCAGGUUCAUGCCUAUGUCGUUAAGUUGGGGCAUAAUUCGGCCAUGGUAGUUUCCAACUCAUUGCUUGAUUCUUACUGUAAAACCCGCAGCCUCGGGUUAGCUUGUCAGCUGUUUGAGCACAUGCCUAUGAAGGAUUCUGUCACUUACAAUGCAUUAAUGGCAGGGUAUUCAAAAGAGGGGUUGAAUCAGGAGGCCUUAAACCUGUUCUUCAGGAUGCAGGAUUUGGAGUUUAAGCCUACAGAAUUUACUUUUGCUACAGUUUUGUGUUGUGGGAUACAGUUGGAUGAUAUAGAAUUUGGGCAACAAGUUCACAGUCUUCUGCUGAAGACUAAUUUUGUGUGGAAUGUGUUCGUGGCAAAUGCUUUGCUUGAUUUCUACUCGAAGCAUGACCGGGUUGCUGAAGCACAGAAACUUUUUAAUGAGAUGCCAGAGUUGGAUGGCAUCUCUUACAAUGUACUUAUCACAUGUUAUGUGUGGAACGGAAGAUUCAAAGAAUCUAUUGAACUAUUCAGGGAGUUACACCUCACUAGAUUUAACAGAAGGCAAUUCCCAUAUGCUACGUUGCUGAGCAUGGCUGCAAAUGCAUCGAACCUGGAAAUGGGUAGGCAAAUUCAUUCCCAGGCUAUUGUAACAGCUGCCAUUUCAGACAAUAUGAUUGGGAAUUCUUUGGUUGACAUGUAUGCUAAAUGUGACAGAUUUGGGGAAGCAAAUAGGAUUUUUGCAAAUUUGGCUCUUCAAAGUUCAGUUCCAUGGACAGCCCUGAUCUCGGGUAAUGUUCAGAAGGGACACCCUGAAGAAGGUAUAAAGCUAUUCAUUGAUAUGCAAAGAGCUGAAAAGACUGCAGAUGCAGCUACCUAUGCCAGCAUCCUAAAAGCCUGUGCAAAUUUAGCCUCACAGGCUCUGGGAAAGCAGUUACACUCGCACAUAAUUAGAUCAGGAUGCCUUUCAAAUGUAUUUUCUGGGAGUGCACUGCUUGACAUGUAUGCGAAAUGUGGAUCCAUCGAAAAUGCACUUCAAAUGUUUCAAGAGAUGCCAGUUAGGAAUUCAGUCUCCUGGAAUGCACUGAUUUCAGCUUAUGCACAAAAUGGAGAUGGUGAAAAUACUCUUAGGUCAUUUGAACAAAUGGUUCAUUCAGGUCUGAAACCAAAUGCUGUUAGUUUCCUUAGUGUGCUGUGUGCAUGCAGCCAUUGUGGUCUAGUUGAAGAAGGAUUGCAAUACUUCAACUCCAUGACUCAAAUAUAUGAAGUUACUCCUAAACGAGAGCAUUAUACUUCAAUGGUCGAUAUGCUUUGUCGGAGUGGGAGAUUCGAGGAGGCAGUGAAAAUGAUGGCUCAGAUGCCUUUUGAACCUGAUGAAAUAAUGUGGUCAUCAGUUCUAAACUCCUGCAGAAUCCAUAAAAAUCAAGAGUUGGCAAAGAAAGCAGCAGACCAAUUAUUUAGCAUGAAGGAGCUCAGAGAUGCUGCUCCAUAUGUUAGCAUGGCCAAUAUAUAUGCAGAAGUUGGUGAAUGGGAAAAUGUAGGGAAGGUGAAGACGGCCAUGAGAAGCCGAGGAAUUAGAAAAGUGCCGGCUUACAGUUGGGUCGAAAUCAAACACAAAACUCAUAUUUUUUCAGCAAAUAACAAGUCUCACCCACAGAUGAAAGAGAUCACAAGGAAGCUUGAUGAUCUGGAGGAGCAAAUGGAGAAAGAAGGGUACAAGCCUGACUUAAGCUGUGCCCUUCACAAUGAGGAUAACGAACUGAAGGCAGAAUCCCUUAAAUAUCACAGUGAACGCAUUGCCAUUGCAUAUGCACUGAUCAGCACCUCAGAAGGGUCACCGAUUGUAGUAAUGAAGAAUAUAAGAGCUUGUACAAAUUGCCAUGCUGCAAUCAAGGCAAUAUCCAAGAUAGUUGGUAGGGAAAUCACAGUGAGAGAUUCAAGUAGGUUCCAUCAUUUCAGAGAUGGAAUCUGCUCCUGUAGGGACUACUGGUAGUGGUAGGUUGCAAUUCAAAAUCAUGUUGCUUGUUUACUUCUUAUUCUUAAAUAAAACUUUGUAAAAGUUGGUCAUCCCUAAGUUUUCAGGAACACAUGAUGAACAUGCCUGUAUUUUCUUUAUCCGGGCUUCUGAGUUCUCAGAUUGAGCUUUCUUUUCACUUAAGAGUAUUGAAAGUCUAUUGUUGAGAGAUUUAGGCUCUUGCUGAUAUAUUACCAAAAGAAACACUUCUGUGGAAGCUGAAGCUGCUUAGAUCAGCUUCUGCAUAUGCCAACUCACGCCUUCAUGCUGUAAAAGCUCAGACUUUGAUACUAUCCAGUGAAAAAGACGAAUUACUACCUAGCAAAGAGGAAGACGAAAGGCUACGUAAGUUAUUAGCUAACUCUGAGCUAUGUAAAUUUGCAGACAGUGGACAUUUCCUAUUCCUGGAAGGCAACAUUGACCUGGUAACAGUCAUCAAGGGAACUUCUUUCUACCGCUGUGUAAAGAAGCAUGAUUAUGUAUCAGAUUAUAUACCGCCAACGCCUACGGAAUUCAAAGAAGUACUCUUACAGUUAAAUAUUAUGAUAAAGUUGAUCAUAUAAGGCAUCAACACAGUUAACAAGUCUGCAGUGUUUAAACAAGCUUAUCAUGUCAAGUUGAUGUCUUGGCUAUUGAACACUCUGACAAGUCCUGUAAUGUUGUCAACUUUGGAGGAUGGAACAAUUGUAAAGGGCCUUGCUGGACUUCCUUCAGAGGGACCUGUUAUAUAUGCUGGGUAUCACAUGCUGCUCGGAAUUGAACUCGGACCAUUAGUUUCUCGAAUUUUGACCGAAAGAGAUAUCCUUGUCGAGGGAUAGGACAUCCAUUGAUGUUUAGGAGAAAUGAUGCCAGACUACUGCCAGAUUUAGCUUCUUUUGAUUCUUUCAAUGCUGUUCCUGUUGCUGCAACUAACCUAUUCAAGCUUUUGUCUUCCAAGUCUCAUAUCUUAUUAUAUCCUGGAGGGAUGCGUGAGGCUCUUCACAGGAAGGGUGAAGAAUACAAGUUAUUCUGGCCUGAACAAUCUGAGUUUGUUAGAAUGGCAGCUUGAUUCGGAGCUAAAAUAGUACCUUUUGGUACUGUUGGAGAAGAUGAUCUUGCUGAGGAGCUUGGAUCUUUGCCGAGCUAUAAUCAUUUUACUUUACAAAGUGAUUGUGCCCUUCAAGUGCUUGUCAUGGAGACAAAAGCAUGACCAUAUUGUUUAUGGAUGAUGACAGGGAGAAAUCUUAUGGACUAUAUUUACAAGUGGAAUCCGAGGUUGAGAAAUGUUGGGCUUUUUUAAGGAGAAAAGAGAAAGUGACCCUUGCAGAAACAUAGUGACCCUCGAAAUUUGAAUGUUGGAAACCAAACCUGUUGGUGUCUUGUCUGUCUUUCUUUCUUUCUUUCUUUUGUUUUUUACCUCCUCUUUUAAUUGGUAAGAUGUGCAUUCCCCUAUGUAAGAUGAAAAUGAAAUCAUCCAUUUUUCUUUUUCCUUUUUAAUAGAACAGUGCAAUAAUUCUUGGUUCAAAUCAAUAAGAGGUGAAUGCGGGUUUCACGAAUAUAAUAUAGU